AAAACAAUGUCAUCUCAUUGUUAUACUGACCUAAGUGCCCAAGAGUUAUCUGUACUCUCUUCUGCUUUUUCUUCUCUUUCACCCUCGUGAUUUCUUUUCAUUUGGCUUUUCUGGUUUAGUUCUGGUGUUUCCUAAUGAGACCGGAUAAUCUGACUUCUCCCUUUUAAUUUCUUCGUUAAUCCAUUUGGGUUUUCAUAUAUCUGCCUGGCCCUAAUUCUGAAUCUCCAGCACCAUGGCUCCCAACCAGUCCAUCGUUGAAGAGGUUACCGGCUGGCUGCGUGUUUUCGCUGAUGGUACAGCCGACCGCACCUGGACCGGACCGCCGGAGGUUGAGUUCAUGAUGAAACCCGUUCCACCUCAUCGAGAAUUCGUUGAUGGAGUUGCAACUCACGACGUGGUGGUCGAUACAAACAGCGGUCUCGCCGUUCGGAUUUAUAUCCCGGAAAAGAACAUGAUCGAUACCCAGGACAAGAACAAGCUUCCCCUCCUCCUUCAAUUUCAUGGGGGCGGCUUCUGCAUCAGCCGUGCUGAUUGGUUCAUGUACUACCACUUCUAUGCACGCCUCGUGCGCACGGCACGAGCCAUCUGUGUCUCUGUCUACCUUCCACUCGCUCCCGAGCACAGGCUCCCAGCUGCAUGCGAUGAAGCUUACGCUGCCUUCCGUUGGCUUCUUGCCGUGGCUCGGGGUGAAUCUUCGGAACCGUGGCUCGAGACUUACGCUGAUUUUGCACGAGUCUUUCUCGUCGGGGAUAGCACAGGUGGGAAUUUGGUGCAUCAAUUGUCGGCAAGAACAGGGGAUACUGAUACAGACCCCGUCCAUCUCUCGGGAGGUGUACUUUUACACCCGGGCUUUCUAAGAGCCGAACCGAGCAAGUCAUUUUUGGAAACACCCGAAACGCCAUUGCUAACACGUGAAAUGGUGAAUAAAUUCAUCGGCUUGGCAUUGCCUAUUGGGAGUACGAAGGAUCAUCCGAUUACGUGCCCAAUGGGCUCGCUGGCGCCCCCGCUCGCCGGCCUUAAGCUGCCUCCGUUUCUGGUUGUGGUGGCGGAGAAUGACCUCCUUCGAGACUCGGAGUUGGAGUAUUGCAAGGCCAUGGAGGCGGCCGGCAAGGACGUAGAGGUUUUGAUGAAUCAUGGGAUGGGUCACAGCUUCUAUUUCAACAAGUUAGCCAUUGACAUGGAUCCGGAGACUGCGGCUCAAGCGGAUAAGCUAAUUGAAGCAAUUACAAACUUUAUUAGCAGGCAUUAGUACGGCUUGAGGUCGGCCUUCUCGGAUAAGGUUUCCAAAGCAUAAGGUAUAUGAGAGAAAUAGAGGCAUAAAAUGGAGCAUUUAGUAGUGUCAUUAUAAAUAUUCUGAGUAAUAUUGAAAUUUGAAUGAACAAUUAAUAAUAUUGUAAUGCACACUUCAUGCGUUUAUCUCUCUCAUUUAAUAUUUUCUAGUGCUAUGCUUCGAUCCGAUCGUAUGGUUAAUUAAAAUAAAAGUUCUGUUA
This is a messenger RNA of Juglans regia (Persian walnut), 1490 nucleotides long. RefSeq names its product probable carboxylesterase 15. NCBI's taxonomy places the organism in Eukaryota, Viridiplantae, Streptophyta, Magnoliopsida, Fagales, Juglandaceae. The record is from RefSeq and is a predicted model, not a curated record. The transcript has a single exon. Gene Ontology annotation, molecular function: hydrolase activity. The coding region runs from base 233 to 1249 and encodes 338 amino acids.